This is a messenger RNA of Triticum aestivum (bread wheat), 765 nucleotides long. Its product is annotated as transcription factor RAX2-like. NCBI's taxonomy places the organism in Eukaryota, Viridiplantae, Streptophyta, Magnoliopsida, Poales, Poaceae. Bases 1 to 765 code for a protein of 254 amino acids. The record is from RefSeq and is a predicted model, not a curated record. The transcript is spliced from 4 exons.
AUGGGGAGGUCUCCCUGCUGCGACAAGGCGAGCGUGAAGCGAGGGCCGUGGUCGCGGGAGGAGGACGCCAUCCUCAGGAACUUCGUCCAGAGGUUCGCCAAUGCCGGCAACUGGAUCACGCUGCCACAGAAAGCAGGGCUUAACCGAUGUGGUAAGAGCUGCCGGCUGCGGUGGCUCAACUACCUCCGCCCCGCGCUCCGGCAUGGCGGCUUCACCGAGGAGGAGGACAGCCUCAUAUUGUCCCUCUACGGCGACAUCGGAAGCAGGUGGUCGGUCAUCGCGGCCAAGCUCCCCGGCCGAACAGACAACGAUGUCAAGAACCACUGGAACACCAAGCUCAAGAAGAGGUACUACUCGCUGACCGCGGCGCCAUCAACUCCCCCUACAGGCGGCGACGCCAUCGCGUCCGCGGACAGCCCUCACGGGGUCGACCAAUCGUCCCUCCCCCCUCCUGCUCCUGCCCUGGUAAAUCUCGACGCGGCCCUCGCCACGGUCGACGACGGCGGAGAGCUCACGCACGAAUCGGAGCAGCUGUACGCCGAGCUCAUGGGGCUCAUCGAGCCGCAGUCCACGACCCAUACGUCCACCGGGGAGGUGAUGUCGUCGCCGUCAUCGUCAUCGCAGCCACCGUUUGGAGCAAGUCCGACCGUCAGUAGUUUUGCAGCGGGGAGCAGCGCUACGUGGCCAGUGGACGUGCAUGACACAAUACUGUGGCCGGAGUCUAGCGGGAACGGCAUGCGGUGGACUAGCAAGGAGAAGGAGUAG